GCGGAAAAACACUCGCGUGCAUUUAAAAACAGUUACGGCUACGUUGCGGCUAUUAAACAUUCAUUUUGUUAUUUUAAUUUAAAAAGUUCUUUGAAACGAGCUUAGAUAAUAAACAUAAGCAAACAAAACAAGCCAAACUUAAGAAAAAGUGCAAUAAUUUGGAGAGAGAGAGAGAGUGCGCGAGAGAGAAAAAAGUGUUUAAAGCUACCGAACAAAGGUAGAAAUACGUAGAAGAAUCCUAAAGCACAACAAGUAAAAGAAAAGCAGCUUUGAGACGCAACGGGAUUAGUGCAAAUUUGCAGCAUGGUUAAUCAUCACUCGAAUGGCGGCAGCGCGGGUAAUAGCAGUGGGGGAGGGGGUGGAGCGCAUGGUGGGGGCGGCGAUUACUCUGGCGAUGAUCGCAGCGCUGGCGAGGAACGUGAGCGUUUGGAUGCUGAUCUGCAUGAUAAGCCAACAUAUUUGCUCGAACACCUGGCCACAUUUACGGUGAACAAGGAGUCGGGCAUUGUCUAUCCGGCGGAUGGCAUGCGUCGCCUGCUGCAGCUGGAGAAGACUACGGGCAUUUGGUCGCAAAAGAUGCAGCUGUGCCUGGACUACCAAUGGGUGCUUAUAAUGGAUUACGAAACGGGCAACAUCAUAGAGCGCUUUCCGGCCUCGCUGGUGCAGGAGCCCACUGCCUUUACUUCAAAUGACGCCAUGGAGCUUUAUAAUAAUAUACUGGUGUUUAUAGUUUCAGGCGGCGGCGGCUCACGCUCCGAAAUGCAUAUUUUUCAGUCACAAAGCGUCUCUGCCGUGCAUUUGGUUGAGGAUCUGAAGCAGCUGCGCAGCGGCAAGAUGAUCACACAACAGCGUGGUGCCACGCCUACGCAGCAUGCAGUGGGCGGCGGCGGCGGCGCCAGCAGCUCGGGUCUGGCCAUGAUGAGCAAGACAUCGUCCUCAUCCUCACACAGUCGAGCCGAGCAGCAGCAGCAACAGCAUCACCAGCAGCAGCGGGAGCAUGUGCGCGAGCAACAGCAUCAGCUGAUGCAACGCAGCAGCAUGGAGCAUCAGUAUAGAAUACGCAGCGGUGGCGCCUCCGCCGACGUCGACAUUGUGCACAACGGCGAAACAGACUCGGAGCAGGGCGGCGUCAAUGAUCGCGAUGAGACGAGUUCCACCUCCAGCGAGAAGUACGAGCGGGAUGUGGCGGUUUUGAAUCAUUGCUUCGAUGACAUUGAAAAGUUUAUAGCGCGCCUGCAACAUGCGGCGGCUGCUUCGCGUGAGCUGGAGCGGCGUCGUCGCAAUCGCAAGUCCAAGAAACGAGAUCCUGGCGAGGGCUUGUUAACGCUGCGCACGCGUCCGCCGCACGAGAAGGAGUUCGUGGACAUAUUCGCCAAGUUCAAGUUGUCGUUCAAUUUGCUGGCCAAGUUGAAGGCGCAUAUACAUGACCCCAAUGCGCCGGAGCUGGUGCAUUUUCUGUUUACGCCGCUGGCACUGAUAGUGGAGGCCAGCAGCGAUACUUACUACGAGUCGCAGCUGCCGGCGCGCGUGGUCAACCCGCUGCUCACACGCGAGGCAAUCAAUUUGCUCAUCAACUGCGUGACGAGCAAGGAAACGGAGCUGUGGCGUUCACUGGGCGAUGCCUGGGUCAUACCACGCGAUCAGUGGAAGGAGGAUGUGGGCUCAUAUCAUCCGGUAUUCCUUGAUGGCUGGUCGCCCGAUUACUUAGUCAUUGAUGAGCUGGAGGCCACAUCGCCCACACAUGUGCACAAGCGUCGCCUCGAGGUGCAACCGAGUCCAGCUCAUGCCAAUGGACGUGUUGGCAAUGUCGGCUACGAUGACUACGACACCAAUGGCAUUUCCUUGAGCGACAAGUACACCAUUCACCAUGGCAAUGAGCGGGAGCGGGAACGGGAGCGCGAUCGGGAUCGGGAGCGUGGCAUGCCCCACAAUGGCGCUGACUUCAAUGCACGCAGCGAGCUCUCUUUUGACUCCAUAGAUCGUGGCAGCGCGGGUGGCGGCGUCGGGCCAGCGCAUCCUCAUGGACCCGCGCUUAGUGCUAUGGCCAUUACGGCGGGUCUUCAAAAUCUGCAUACCCGGGAUUCGCGUGGAUCUGCUCCAGGCAAUGGCAACUACGGCGUUAGUGCUGGUGCCUCAGACAUGGCAACGGGCGGUGCGGGAGCCAGGGCUGCGCACAAUGCCAGCGAGGAGCAGCUGCUGGAGGCUUGGCUGGAGGAUCUGCAAUCAGCCGGAGCCAAAAUUGUACUGGUCACUUACCCGCGCACCGCCAACAAUGACAAGGAGCUGAGCGUCAUGCGUGGCGAGUACUUGGAGAUCUUGGACGACACGCGCAAGUGGUGGAAGGCGCGUAAUAUGCGCGGACAGGUGGCGCAUGUGCCGCAUACGAUUGUCACAGCUUUUAAUUAUGGCGACGGAGAAGGCGUUGGCGGCCAGUUUUAUGGUCAGACGCACGCCGCGGGCAGCAAGUCACGUCAUGCAGCAGCCGCUGGCAAUAUGGACAAUGCCAGCAUAGAUCAACGCUCACCGGAUGCCACAGAUAUGAUGCGGAGCAAGCAUUUGGGCAAAAAGGGCGAAUUUCGUUAUUUCUAAAGAAUCAGCAGAAAUACUUUCCAGCUUUGAUAUUGUAAAUACUGCGUGUGUGUGUGGGAAACCCCAAAACUAACCAUAAGACUAACUAUAAGUUGUAUUUUCAUCGUAGGUAGCCAAACACACGCUCAGUAAAAAGAAAAGAAAGUUAAGCCUUACCCGUAACUAAAGGUAUAAAUAUACUUAUAUACACGAUAUGUCUAAGCAGCGUUUACCCCUCGAAUGCAAUAAAUUGUUUUUAA
Drosophila busckii is the source of this 2828-nucleotide messenger RNA. RefSeq names its product epidermal growth factor receptor kinase substrate 8. Gene Ontology annotation, molecular function: actin binding. Lineage: Eukaryota; Metazoa; Arthropoda; Insecta; Diptera; Drosophilidae. Bases 304 to 2589 code for a protein of 761 amino acids. Gene Ontology annotation, cellular component: plasma membrane. The record is from RefSeq and is a predicted model, not a curated record. Gene Ontology annotation, biological process: Rho protein signal transduction; regulation of Rho protein signal transduction. The transcript has 6 exons.